Messenger RNA from Fusarium falciforme, 987 nucleotides. RefSeq lists its product as hypothetical. The record is from RefSeq and is a predicted model, not a curated record. The coding region runs from base 1 to 987 and encodes 328 amino acids. Lineage: Eukaryota; Fungi; Ascomycota; Sordariomycetes; Hypocreales; Nectriaceae. The transcript has a single exon.
AUGAACACGACAUUUUCAGCCGUUCACAACAUGGUACCACUACCAUCCAUCGCUGCUAGGAUCACGGCGCCUCCCGAGGAGUUGAACAUUAUUAUCCCCAAGUCGGAGACAUGCCCUGUUAUUCCAGCAUCACCUGGAUGCAUCACGCAGACACCAUCUGGGUCGACGAAUAGUCCUUCCACCCGGAGGAGGAACCGAAGGCGCUCGUCCAGUUCUUGUGCUCGUCCUCCCCGUGUUGAUGUAAGACCUGUGCCUUACGCCAACUCGCACCUCAUCUUCUCGCCACGGCCAUACGAGAGCCUGUAUGUGGAAAGAGCAUACCUCACUAGCGCUCUACAGCAGCAUUCUAGCCGUGCUGCAUACCUGAUGAGGCAGUACUCCAUCGUCGAGUCGCAGCUCCAGGGCCUUCCCGGAGACAAGGGCCGACGCAAACUACGCAAGCAGCUCGGCCUCCUUAAGUCAAGGAUCAACGAAGCCUUUGAACAGGAGAGGGCCAUCUUCUCCCGCCUCACCGAGCUCUACAUGGAGAUUCAGAGCCGCGAGAGCUGGAUGCAGAUCGGGUACCAGCAGCAGCAGGCGUGGUCCAUGGACAGCCCCAGCAUCGGCACCCCUUCUGUCUACAGCCCCAUGUCCUGCAGUCUACCCACCCCGACCACGCCCCUAAACGGAGCAUGCGCAGAGUUUGUCCCCAUGGGCUACUUUGGUGACGUCCAUCAUCUGCCCGAGUCCUCUCUAGGCAAGGAAGAAACCGAGGCGAGCCUUGGCCUGGAGACUGUUGACGAGGCUGGCGAGGAUCUCUUAUGCAGACCUGAUUCGCCCUGCGAAAGCGUUGAAUCAGACACGACUCCCGCGACUCCAGUUGCAGCCGACGCCCCGAUUGUCGAGGCAACUGACUUGGGAGAGACAUCUGGUGAUGGCCGCGCCUUGGCUGUCAGGAAGAGACGGUUCAGCCUCCCUUACCUCCAGAACGCAUGGCCCGAAACAUGA